Trypanosoma conorhini is the source of this 537-nucleotide messenger RNA. Its product is annotated as amastin. Bases 1 to 537 code for a protein of 178 amino acids. NCBI's taxonomy places the organism in Eukaryota, Euglenozoa, Kinetoplastea, Trypanosomatida, Trypanosomatidae. The transcript has a single exon. The record is from RefSeq and is a predicted model, not a curated record.
AUGGCGAAGAAGAAGAAUUUCUUCGUGCGCGAUUACAACAAGCACAUUGGGGCAACAGUGUUGCUUGUUGCUUGCAUGCUGAGUUUCAUGUUCAUGGUUAUUGGCACCCCGCUCGGUGUACUCAAGCCAAAGGAAGCAACAAAUGUCUGCUACACUCUUUGGGGCACGCGGAAGUGCGACAGUCCUAAUUACGACUGGCGUGUUAACUUUGACAAUUGCACUGUCAGACGCGUGAGGUUUCACUUCGCCGAAGCGUUCAGCAUUAUUGCCAUGUUCUUCAACGUAUUGACUGGUAUUGCUUGCUGGUAUUGCAUCAGUGGGUCUAAUGCGAAGUGGUGGACCGUACUUGUUGCCGUGAUUAGCAUCGCCUCGAGCCUCGUGACGUGGAGCGUGGUUUCUGCCUUGUAUUACUCUUCGUUCUGUGGCAGUGACACCUACACGCAUAAGCACACAAAAUACGGCCCUGGAUUUGCCCUCAUCGUGACGGCCUUCGCAUUGGACUGCUGCGGUCUCGUCUGCUUCCUCGUCCUCGGGUAG